Molecule: messenger RNA, 2089 nt
Organism: Cuculus canorus (common cuckoo)
Lineage: Eukaryota; Metazoa; Chordata; Aves; Cuculiformes; Cuculidae
Product: cholesterol side-chain cleavage enzyme, mitochondrial
Exons: 9
Coding region: 82-1593 (503 amino acids)
Biological process (GO): cortisol metabolic process; cellular response to peptide hormone stimulus; glucocorticoid biosynthetic process
Cellular component (GO): mitochondrial inner membrane
Molecular function (GO): oxidoreductase activity, acting on paired donors, with incorporation or reduction of molecular oxygen; monooxygenase activity; heme binding
Source: RefSeq, a predicted model, not a curated record
AGAGCAUCUCACCUUGAGCAGCGCCCGAAGAGGGGAUAAGAACGAGGCCACACUCGCCUCCCGCUCCUGCUGCCCGCUCCCAUGCUCGCCCGGGCUGCGCCCAAGCCAGGCGCCUCGUGGCGAUGUUCCCUUGCCCGAGCCGGGGGAUGCCGCUGGAUUCAGGGGGCUGCUGCCCCACUGCAUGUUCCUCCCAUCCCAUCAACUCCUCGAUCCUUUAACCAGCUGCCCGGUGACUGGCGAGCCGGCUGGCUCAACCUCUACCGCUUCUGGCAGGAGGGCGGCUUGCACAACGUCCAUCACAUCAUGGCUCGCAAGUUCCAGCAGUUCGGGCCCAUUUACAGGGAGAAGCUGGGUAUCUACGAGAGCGUGAACAUCAUCAGCCCGCGGGAUGCUGCCACCCUCUUCCAGGCAGAGGGGACGAUGCCGGAGCGCUUCAGCGUGCCCCCCUGGGUGGCUUACCGUGACUUCCGCAACAAGCCCUAUGGUGUGCUCCUCAAGAGAGGGGAGGCCUGGCGCUCGGACCGCCUGAUGCUGAACAAGGAGGUGAUGUUGCCGCGGGUGGUAGAGGGUUUUGUGCCCCUGCUGAGUGAGGUGGGCGAGGACUUCAUCCGGCGGGCACAGGCCCAGGUGGGGAAGAGCGGCCGGGAAUGCUGGACGGCCGACUUCACCCACGAGCUCUUCCGCUUCGCCUUAGAGUCUGUGUGCCAUGUGCUAUACGGGGAGCGGCUGGGGCUUCUGCAGGACUUUGUGGACCCUGAGGCUCAGCGCUUCAUUGAUGCCGUGUCCUUGAUGUUCCACACCACCUCGCCCAUGCUCUACGUGCCGCCCACCCUCCUCCGCCACCUCAAUGCCAAGACGUGGCGGGACCAUGUCCAGGCUUGGGAUGCCAUCUUCACCCAGGCGGAUAAGUGCAUACAAAAUGUCUACCGGGACCUGCGGCUGCAACGCAAGAGCGAGAAGGAGUACAUGGGCAUCCUCUGCAACCUCAUCAUGCAGGACAAGCUGCCCUUGGAUGACAUCAAGGCCAGCGUCACCGAGAUGAUGGCAGGCGGAGUGGACACGACCUCCAUGACGCUGCAGUGGGCCAUGUUCGAGCUGGCACGGUCCCCAGGGGUCCAGGAGCAGCUGCGGGCAGAGGUCCUGGCUGCCAAGCAGGAGGCAGCAGGAGACAGGGUGAAGAUGCUGAAAACCAUCCGGUUGCUCAAAGCCGCCAUCAAGGAGACGCUCCGGCUGCACCCCGUGGCGGUGACACUGCAGAGGUACACCAUGCAAGAGGUCAUCCUCCAGGACUACCGCAUCCCCCCCAAGACACUGGUGCAGGUUGGUCUCUACGCCAUGGGUCGGGAUGCUGAGGUGUUCCCCAAACCGGAGCAGUUCAACCCCCAGCGCUGGCUGGCAGAUGGCCCCAAGCACUUCAAGGGGCUGGCUUUCGGUUUUGGACCCCGCCAGUGCCUGGGGCGCCGGAUCGCUGAGCUGGAGAUGCAGCUCUUCCUCAUGCACCGUUUUCCAUUCGCUCUUUUCUCCUCCAUCCCAGCUCCUGGAGAACUUCAAGAUCGAAACCAUGAGAGCAGUGGAAGUCGGGACCAAGUUUGAUCUCAUCCUGAUCCCAGAUAAACCCAUCUACCUGACCUUACGGCCACUUGAGUCCCAGGCGUGAGAAGCCCGUUCCUGGGUGACACUCAGACAGUCUCUGUUGCGGGGACAUCCCAAGGUGCUUUCAGUUCCUUCCAGCCAGGCUCCAGGCUAGGGAUGGGAUCUGGGGGACAGCUGGGAAGCUUUCACGGCCAUAGCCUUGGCUUGUGCAUCCCUGCCUUCACUCCAGUCCGCUCAAGGCUGCGCUUACGCCAUGGGAGAGAUAAACCAAAGUAACUCCAGCCCUGCUGCCACCCCAUAACCUCCAAGGGAGUGUGGAGUGGGUGGAUGGGUGCUGCUGCACCCCUCUUGCUGCUUGAGGGUUCCUGGGUCACCCCCAAAAGGUCACUCAAGGGACUGAAGCCACACUCCCUUGGUACCACCUAAAAUUUUGCUUUGCUUCUGAUUUACUCUGUAAUUUCAGCGUACGAAAAGUUCUGGCUCCUCUUUUACGGCA